Messenger RNA from Nothoprocta perdicaria, 5751 nucleotides. It is a transcript of the gene DHX57, whose product is annotated as DExH-box helicase 57. Gene Ontology annotation, cellular component: intracellular anatomical structure. The coding region runs from base 1 to 4110 and encodes 1369 amino acids. The record is from RefSeq and is a predicted model, not a curated record. The transcript has 23 exons. Gene Ontology annotation, molecular function: ATP binding; RNA binding; metal ion binding. Lineage: Eukaryota; Metazoa; Chordata; Aves; Tinamiformes; Tinamidae.
AUGAGUGCGGCAGGGAAGAGAAGAGGAAGGCCCAACAGAGGAGGAGGAAGAGGGCGAGGAGGAGGAGGAGGUGACAAAAGGAGAGGAGGAGGCGGCAGAGGAGGCGGCGGCCGUUCAAACAAGUCUCAACUCGGUGGAAAUAGGAAAUGCUCAACGAAAAUUUGGGACGACGGGGAUGAUUUUUGUCUCUUUGAGGAACCAAGAUUGAGUGUCCCUGCCAGAAGAGGAGGGCAAACAAGGCAAAGAGCAGAAGCCAGAAUGCCUCUGCAGACCUUGCACAUGACAUCGGAGAACCAGAGAAGAGUGAAAGAACUUCUUCGAGAGCUUCAAGGGCAGGAGCUGGCACCUGAAUCAGAAGUAGCUGGUUCUGAUGAAGAUGAUGAUGAGCCUGAUUACCUUGAUGAUGAGCAAUGCUGGUCUACAGAUCAAGAAGUUCCUGAUAUACCUCCAAGGUCUUCUGCUGACGUACCUGAACAUAAAACCAUGGAAAGCGAGGUGUCUCUGUUUGCUGUGCAUAAACUGUCCAGGUAUGGGUUUGACAAGGAGCGUUGCAGGACAGUGCUCAGAUCCUGCAAUGGUAAUAUUGGGGCAUCACUGGAGUGUUUGUUGUCGCAGUGCUUUGYGGAAAGAUAUGGAGAGAAGGUGCAGAUCUCUGCAGCAGCUGUUCAGGCCAGUCAAGAAGAGUGUUUAGAACAGAGACAAGAAGAAGCUUUUGUGCUCCAGUCGAUCUACGGACAAAAGUUUGUGGAAAGAAUUCAAAACCGAGUUUGGACUUUUGGUUUGGAACUGGAGUACCUAACAAACAGCCUGAACAAAUCUAAACAAAAGGACACCUCUGGUAGAGACUCAACAAAGCAGACUUCACAAGAAACAUGUAAAUUUUACCUCCAAGGAAGCUGCAGGUUUGGUUCAAAAUGCAGAUUCAGGCAUGAAACUCCUCCACAUCAUCCCAUAAGAUCAGCUAAGAGCUGUGUGGAUGAUGCUCACCUUAGACCUAACAGCGAUGACCCUCCCAUGUAUGAACUUGAAAUAAGAUUUCCUGCGGAAAAUAAGUAUCCACUCCAGGCACCUCUUGUGGCAUUUUAUUCCAUCAAUGAGAAUCUACCUCUUGCUUGUCGCUUGCACAUUGCUGAAUUCCUCUUUGGGAAGGCCUUGGUAGCUGCAGAGUCUAGUGAACCAGUGGUGUACACGUUAGUGACUUCCUUAGAAGAUGAAUCGGAAAUAUGCGAGUUGCUUAAAAAUACUCACCACAAGUACAGUGUUCCUCCUCUGUCCUUGCAGGCAAUGCCUUCAGGAAGACUGCUGACAGAUGGUUCAGCUGGUUCAAAUCAGGUGUCAGAAGUCUCUGUAGUGUCAGAGCCUCAGAAGGAAGAGGAGAUAGCAGAGGAGGAGGAGGAGGAGGAGCCAGAAGAAGUUAUUGUGGAGAAUGAGAGCUACGUAAACCUCAAAAAAAAGCUUUCCAAAAAGUAUGAUAUGCAGACAAAGUCUCUGUAUAACGAAAAUGUUAAAAUCUGCAAGCAAUUUCGGCUGAAAAAGUCUUCUAGGCACUUCCAGUCUAUGUUGCAGGAAAGACAGAAGCUCCCUGCGUGGCAAGAAAGGGAAACCAUUCUUGAGCUGCUGAAUAGGCACCAAGUUCUUGUUGUGAGUGGCAUGACAGGGUGUGGGAAAACCACUCAGAUUCCUCAAUUUAUUUUGGAUGCUUCAUUGCAAGGCUCUCCAAACAGAGUUGCAAACAUCAUCUGUACUCAGCCUCGCAGGAUCUCUGCCAUUUCUGUGGCUGAACGUGUAGCCAAAGAAAGAACAGAGAGGAUUGGAAUCACUGUGGGAUAUCAGAUACGACUAGAAAGUGUAAAGUCCUCAGCUACCAGGCUGUUGUAUUGCACUACUGGUGUGCUGCUGAGAAGGCUGGAAGGAGAUCGGGCUUUGCAGGGAGUCACACAUGUUAUUGUGGAUGAAGUUCAUGAAAGAACAGAAGAAAGUGACUUCCUGCUGCUGGUUUUGAAGGAUGUAAUGUUGCAGAGACCAGACCUGCGCGUUAUACUAAUGAGUGCUACCUUGAAUGCAGAGCUUUUUUCGCAGUACUUUCAAUCCUGUCCAAUUAUUAACAUACCAGGUCGAACAUUUCCUGUGGAUCAGUAUUUUCUGGAAGAUGUGAUCUCAAUGACAAGGUAUGUCUUAGAGGACAGCAGUCCCUAUAGGCGCAAGGCAAAGCAAGAAAACAAACAGAAUGGAAGACAUAAAAGAACUGCCUUUGAGGAAGUAGAGGAGGAUCUGAGACGUGCUGGCAUCCUGGGAGAGGCUGAUACAGCCAUCAGGGAUUCAGACCCAGACCAAAAAUUAACUCUAAAACAGCUCCUGGCAAGAUAUAAAGGAGUUAACAAGACAGUGCUGAAAACAAUGUCUGUCAUGGACUUGGACAAAGUUAAUCUGGAAUUAAUUGAAGCUUUGCUGGAGUGGAUACUCACAGGCAGACAUUCAUACCCCCCAGGUGCUGUGUUGGUAUUUUUGCCUGGACUAGCAGAAAUCAAGAUGCUUUAUGAGCAGCUCCAGUCUAAUGCUCUUUUCAAUAACAGGCACAGCAAGAGGUGUGUGGUUUAUCCACUUCAUUCCUCGCUGUCCAGUGAAGAACAGCAGUCUGUGUUCCUCAAGCCUCCUGCAGGAGUUAUCAAGAUCAUCAUCUCUACAAACAUUGCAGAAACAUCUGUCACCAUUGAUGAUGUGAUCUAUGUGAUUGAUUCUGGGAAAAUGAAAGAAAAAAGAUACGACCCAAGCAAAGGAAUGGAAAGUCUGGAAGACACAUUCGUGUCCAGGGCCAAUGCUUUGCAAAGGAAAGGGCGAGCAGGCCGGGUGGCUUCAGGAGUCUGCUUCCAUCUGUUCACUAGCCAUCACUAUAACCAUCAGCUAAUAAAAGAGCAGCUACCAGAAAUACAGCGAGUGCCCCUGGAGCAGCUGUGCCUGAGAAUUAAGAUCCUGGAGAUGUUUUCUGCACAGAGUCUUCAUUCUGUCUUAUCCCGAUUAAUUGAGCCCCCGAGAGCCGAGUCUUUGCAGGCAUCAAAGUUGCGGUUACAAGACUUGGGAGCACUGACGGCAGAUGAAAAACUCACCCCCUUGGGCUACCACUUGGCUUCCCUGCCCGUUGAUGUCAGGAUUGGCAAGUUAAUGCUCUUUGGCACCAUAUUCCGCUGCCUGGAUCCCGCGUUGACCAUAGCAGCCAGUCUGGCCUUUAAGUCGCCCUUUGUGUCACCAUGGGAUAAAAGGGAAGAAGCAAACAAAAAGAAGUUGGAAUUUGCAGUAGGAAAAAGUGACUAUCUGGCUCUUCUUCAGGCCUAUAAGGGAUGGUGUUUAAGUACCAAAGAGGGCGCUCAGGCGAGCUACACCUACUGCAGGGAAAACUUUUUGUCAGGAAGAGUUCUUCAAGAAAUUGCGAGCCUGAAAAGGCAGUUCACAGAACUGCUUUCUGAUAUUGGCUUUGUGAAGGAAGGGUUAAGAGCCAGGGACAUGGAGAAGAAGUGUUGCCAAGGCGGAGAUGGUGUGUUGGAUGCCACAGGAGAAGAGGCGAAUUCAAAUGCAGAGAACAUCAAGCUGAUCUCAGCUAUGUUGUGUGCUGCCCUCUAUCCCAAUGUUGUCCAGGUGAAAAUGCCAGAGGGAAAGUACCAGAAGACUAGCGCAGGAGCAGUUAAAAUGCAACCAAAAUCAGAAGAGGUGAAGUUUGUCACCAAAAAUGAUGGUUAUGUUCACAUUCACCCUUCCUCUGUCAAUUAUCAGACCAGGCACUUUGAGAGUCCCUACCUGGUGUAUCACGAGAAGAUCAAGACCAGCCGCGUGUUCAUUCGGGACUGCAGCAUGGUGUCCGUGUACCCGCUGGUCCUCCUGGGUGGGGGGCAGGUUCACACACAGCUGCAGAAGGGAGAGUUUGUCAUCUCCCUUGAUGACGGCUGGAUACGGUUUGUGGCUGCCUCGCACCAGGUGGCUGAGCUGGUGAAAGAGCUACGGUGUGAACUAGACCAGCUGCUACAGGACAAGAUCAAGAACCCCAGCAUGGACUUAUGCAUGUGCCCCCGUGGCUCACGGAUCAUUGGCAUGAUUGUAAAACUUGUGACCACGCAGUAAUGAGAGCGGACUUUUUUUGUUAAGAUGCUGUUUGCUACUGCCUGACAACAGACCAAUGAACAUGAGUGUCUUUGUAUAAUCACAAUUGGGUGCUGAUUGCUGGAAGUCCAAGUUGGCAACUGUACUAGUCACUUUUUAAAAUUAUUUACAUCUUUGUUUGCAGAGAGCUUGCUGUUUGUGAAGAAGGUGUUUUGUAGAACAAAGUGGGACAUGGAAAAAAAGAUCUCAUGGCAGGAAUAGCAACCUCCAGCAAGAAAAUGAAUUGUUUAAUGGAGAAGUUAAUGUGCUGACAAGGUGGUUUCUGGUCUCAAAAAAUACCUGCUUAUUAUUAGCCACUACUUGUAAUAAUAAGGUCUGGAGGCAGCCUGUUGCUUGGUAAGCUGCUCCUAAAUGGGGCUAAGCUCACUCCUGCUCUUUGUCUGAGGCAUCACUGACACAGUUUGUGUUGGCUGAUAGGGAAAUGGACUUGCUUUAGGAACAAAAGCCUUUAAAAGGGCAUGAGCCUUUUCAAGGUGUUUGAAAGGGGAGGUAGAAAAACUCCUAUAGCAAUAAGACACUAUGAAAGCCUGGGUCAGGCAGUUAAGUGAUUGGUUGGAUCAGCACCGAGGGCUCUCCAAUUAAGCUGUAGAACUGCAGGAGAGGAUGGACACUCCUCUGGAACAACUGCUUUUCAUUGGCCCUGAACUACCCAAAGAGCAAAACAUCUGCAAGGGGCUGCUGGAGCCAUAAAAAAAAUUCCUGGGUACAGUGUUACUGCUGAACUCUGCCAGGGGAAGGUGGCCUUCCUGCCACACCAUAUAACUGAAAGGAAAUCAAGAUUGAGGGUUUUUCCCCCCCCCUCCUUUUUCCCUAAUCUAAAUUCCUGCUCCAGGGAACAGCUGGAGCAGGCUGCAGUGACAACAUUACUAUUCUGUCCUUCUACCUUGCAUAAUUACAGCUGGUCUGCUUGUAAUGAGAGCAAGUGCCUUAAAGUAAGUUUUGACUACUCUCAUCUGAAAUAGUAAAAAAGUUACAGCAAAUAGAAGCAUUUCCUGCCUGGAAAUAAAAGUCUUCAAGCAGAGGUGUAAGGGAGAAGUGGGUUUUUUUUUUUUUUUUUUUUUUUUAACUAGUUUCCUUUGUUAAAAGCACCCUCAGGGGUUUUACAGAAGCCAUUUCACAGCAGCACCCCUCCUUACCCAAGAAAGAAAAAGAGAAGAGCACCAGGACUGAGGUAUGGGCACAGGCAGCUGUUCUCUACAGCUAUGUUGAACUGCAGCAAAUUGACUUUUUCCAGUAUUUGAUUAAAAUUGCAGGACAAGCACAUCAGCAAUAGCACCAACCAGAGAUAGCUGCAAGCGGCAGUAAAUGAUUUAUAGUUGCUGUUGACUACUGGGCACGCCCAAAGGACAAUCGAGGCCUGGUACUAUUAGGAGAAUAUUAAAGUACAGGAGAGGGCUGUUGUGUUCUCAGAGAAUCCCCAUGCCUAUGGCCUUGUGUUCAGUGACGCUUUACUAGACUCAGCACUGUGGCAGACACUCUCUUAACAAUAAGCAGGCUUUAUACAGCACCUACUAAAUACUCAGAUAUUUUCUUUUAUUUGAGCUAUGCUGAAAAAGUGAAGGUAAGGGUGAAGACAGUACAUGAGCUUAGAAGAAUCUAAGG